UCUGUGUUAUCUGUAAUCCAGGUCAAAGAGCUCGAGUGUCAGAACUCUUUCUGUCUCCGUGCAUGUGUGUGUUUUGGGAUCUGCAUAAGUUUUGAUAUUAUUCUGUUUUAUGAGAAAUGAAAAUGAAGAGCGUCAAGUUCUUGUUGUUGCUAUCAUCCCUAAUUGUGGUGGUCUCUUAUACAGCGACGGCUGCGCCGCCGCCGACUUGCCCUGCUGAUGUUUCAAGUGAUUGUGGUUCUGGUGAAUGGGAAGGGGACUUCUUCCCAGGCAUUCCAAAAAUUAAGUAUGAGGGUCCUACCAGUAAGAAUCCUCUUGCCUACAAAUGGUAUAAUGCCGAAGAGGAAAUUCUUGGCAAAAAGAUGAAGGAUUGGUUGAGGUUCAGCAUUGCAUUUUGGCAUACAUUUCGUGGGACAGGUGGUGAUCCGUUUGGUGCACCCACAAAGACGUGGCCUUGGGAAGAUGGAACUAAUUCUUUGGCAAUGGCAAAGAGAAGAAUGAGGGCGAACUUUGAGUUCCUUGAUAAGCUUGGACUUGAUAGAUGGUGCUUCCAUGACAGGGAUAUCGCCCCAGAGGGUAAAACGAUUGAGGAAUCUAAUGCUAACUUGGAUGAAGUGGUUGCUCUUGCCAAAGAACUCCAGGGCACAAGGAUUCGUCCUUUGUGGGGUACAGCUCAGUUGUUCUUCCAUCCAAGAUACAUGCAUGGAGCUGCAACUAGUCCUGAACUAGGAGUGUAUGCAUACUCAGCAGCACAGGUCAAAAAGGCAAUCGAGGUUACGCAUUAUCUAGGUGGAGAAAAUUAUGUCUUCUGGGGUGGUCGUGAAGGCUAUCAAUCUCUUUUGAACACAGAUAUGGAAAGAGAGCUCAAUCACAUGGCACAUUUUUUUGAAGCAGCUGUUGCCUACAAGAAGAAAAUUGGAUUCAAUGGGACGCUGCUCAUUGAACCUAAACCCCAGGAGCCUACAAAACACCAGUAUGAUUGGGAUGCUGCAACAUCAGCUAACUUCCUCCGUAAAUAUGGAUUGAUAGGUGAGUUUAAGCUGAACAUUGAGUGCAACCACGCAACUCUCUCAGGUCACAGCUGCCAUCAUGAGAUUGAGACUGCUCGAAUCAAUGGCAUAUUGGGUAAUAUUGAUGCAAACUCCGGUGACCCCCAAGUCGGUUGGGAUACCGACCAGUUUAUGAUGGAUGUUGGAGAAGCAACACUAGUUAUGCUCUCCGUUAUUAAAAAUGGAGGGUUGGCACCCGGUGGGUUUAAUUUUGAUGCAAAAUUGCGGAGAGAGAGCACAGAUGUCGAGGAUAUCUUCAUAGCUCAUAUCGCGGGUAUGGAUACCAUUGCACGUGGGCUUCGAAAUGCUGCCAAGCUAAUUGAGGGUGGUUUGUUAGAUGAACUAGUUCGCAAGAGGUAUGCAAGUUUCGACACAGAAUUGGGAGCCCAGAUCGAGGCUGGAAAGGCUGAUUUUGAGUUACUUGAGAAGAAGACUAUACAAUGGGGAGAGCCCAAAGUUGGUUCUGCUAAGCAGGAGUUGGCGGAGAUGAUAUUCCAGUCUGCAAUAUAGAGUCGACCAUUUCUUAGUGUUUUUUUUUCUCGUCUACUUUGGAUAUAGCUUCUUCUAUUUUGCGCAACGGACUAAACUUUAAUAAACUUAGAGACGUAUACUCUCUUUCGUUUGUGAUAUAAUUCGAUUUCUAAGGAGAUUGGUGUAUUUGAAGUUCAGAUAUUUAAUGUUACAUUCGUUUAGAUUUGACGAA
This is a messenger RNA of Salvia hispanica, 1749 nucleotides long. Its product is annotated as xylose isomerase family protein. Gene Ontology annotation, biological process: carbohydrate metabolic process. Gene Ontology annotation, molecular function: xylose isomerase activity. NCBI's taxonomy places the organism in Eukaryota, Viridiplantae, Streptophyta, Magnoliopsida, Lamiales, Lamiaceae. The record is from RefSeq and is a predicted model, not a curated record.